UCACGCAUCAACCAGACCGCACGUAUGCGAACAAAUAAUAUAGUUCCCCAAAAAAAAGGAAGAAGAAAAGGUGAACAUAUAGAACUAUAGUUGGCGAAAUAAACAACCACACCCAGUGUCAACCAAAACAGUCCCCCUGGCCUAUUCGGACACUCAGCACCAAGAACAGACAGGCAAGCACACUUGCGCCUUUAUAUAAAGGAACCCACCAGCAGCAUCAGCUUUGGUUUCAUCUCCUUGUACAUACCCAUUGCAAGGCAUUCUGAAGCAUAGCCUCUGCCUUUCCCUUCCUCUCCUCCACUCCGUCUUCCAGAGCUUUGAGAUGGCUCAGAAGGUGGUGCUGAGGGUUCCAACCAUGACUGAUGACAAGAUCAAGCAGAAGGCCAUUGAAGCUGUUGCGGAGAUUUACGGUAUUGACUCCAUAGCAGCGGAUCUGAAGGAGAACAAGAUGACCAUCAUAGGCGAAAUGGAUGCUGUUGCAGUUGCCAAGAAGUUAAAGAAGAUUGGGAAGAUUGACAUUGUGUCCGUUGGACCUGCAAAGGAAGAAAAGAAAGAGGAGAAAAAAGAAGAAAAGAAAGAAGAGAAGAAAGAGGAGAAGAAAGAAGAGAAGAAAGAAGAGAAGAAAGAGGAGAAGAAAUGAUAAAAAUAUAAAGCAUAUAAUAUCAUUGUGUGACCUCUCUCUUAUCUGCAGUUGCAAUAGCUUUGAGCCUUUGACUUUGUACUGAUGUUUCUAUGUGAAGUUACUAUGUAAAAUAUAUUCUACAGAGUACAAAUUAGUUAAAAAUAAAAGCACGAUUUGUGCAUCUCUUUAGCAUA
This is a messenger RNA of Panicum hallii, 816 nucleotides long. RefSeq names its product heavy metal-associated isoprenylated plant protein 39-like. Gene Ontology annotation, molecular function: metal ion binding. The coding region runs from base 323 to 640 and encodes 105 amino acids. The transcript has 3 exons. The record is from RefSeq and is a predicted model, not a curated record. Lineage: Eukaryota; Viridiplantae; Streptophyta; Magnoliopsida; Poales; Poaceae.